This is a messenger RNA of Exophiala spinifera, 1770 nucleotides long. RefSeq lists its product as uncharacterized. The transcript has a single exon. The record is from RefSeq and is a predicted model, not a curated record. Gene Ontology annotation, biological process: intra-Golgi vesicle-mediated transport; cytoplasm to vacuole targeting by the Cvt pathway. NCBI's taxonomy places the organism in Eukaryota, Fungi, Ascomycota, Eurotiomycetes, Chaetothyriales, Herpotrichiellaceae. The coding region runs from base 1 to 1770 and encodes 589 amino acids. Gene Ontology annotation, cellular component: COG complex.
AUGGCAGACCCUCUGUACGAGCUCUUGAGGCCUCAUAUUAUAGAAACCUCUCCAACCACAACCACGACGUCAGCUUCCAAUCUUGAGAUAUCUAGAUACUUGUCACGUUUGGUUUCUCUCCGCCUGGUUGAUUUGACCACAACCGAGCCACAGUCUCUGGCUCAGUCCGCUCAAUCAAAUCUGGUCUCAAUCCAAGCACUAAGCUCACGUUCACAUCGCACAACGACCACCUCAUCAGACCAGCUGUCCACACUCCGCACAUCAUUACCCUCGUUAUCCUCUUCAGUCGAUGCCCUUAAAGGCGCCAUCCCCGACCUCGACUCGAGCGCGGUCAAAUUCGCAUCGACAUACAACCGCUCCAAGGACGAGACAACAGGCGGCAAUGCGCUUCUCGCUAGGCGGCGGGAAUCAGCCAUGCUGGCCCGCCAAGCCGACAAAACCCAGGACAUCCUCGAGCUUCCCUCCCUUCUCUCCGCCGCCAUAGCAUCGGCAAGCAGCAACGCCAACGCUACAUCCACUUCCGGUGCAAACUACACGCAAGCCCUCGAUCUCUUCGCACACAUCAAACGCCUCCAGAUCCUAUACCCGGACUCCCAGCUAGUCAAGGAUGUCGUCGCGGAUGCCGAAGUCGCCAUGAAGGAGAUGACGAGCAACCUCAUCUCUAGCCUGCGUACACAAAACAUCCGCCUGGCCGCCGCUAUCCGCAUGAUAGGUUGGCUACGCCGUGUCGCUCCCGAACUAGACACGUCCAGCUCUGAGACACGCCCGUCGAAGGCGCCAGGCACACAGUUCAGCAUGUCCUCGUCGUCUCAAACCACCACAUCCCAAGACGAAGGGCACUUUGGUGCACUGUUCCUCUGCGCCCGCCUCGCCACGUUUCUCAGCAUGACCGAAGCUCUCGCUCCACUGCGCGAGCUCGCCGACCAAGAGACACAAGCGCGAAAAACAAACGGGUCCUCGACAUUAGCGACGCGCGACACACGACCCGACGUCACCCGCAAAUCAUCCAGCUCCGGCGGGAGCUCAUACAACCCUCUCGCCGGCCAACAGACCGAAAGGUACCUGAAGCGUUAUAUUGAGAUAUUCCGCGAACAAUCCUUCGCCACGAUAAGUAUGUACCGGAGUAUAUUUCCCGACGAUGAAGGCGGAGCGGGUGGUGAGAGCAACACCAAGUCUUCGUCUCAAGGGGACACUGGCUCGAAUUCACCAUCGCGCUCGCUCUCACUUUCACUCUCUCUGCCUCCAGCUUUACAAUCCUUCCCGCUCCACCUGGUCGAGAUCUUCAUGGCAACGUUGAAGGAGUACCUGCCCAACAUUACGGACCCGGCAGUAAGGGAAUCUCUGCUCAUGCAAGUUCUGUACGCGGCCAACAGUCUAGGUCGACUAGGUGCGGACUUUAGUCUCAUGAUUGCGACGCUUUAUGAAGAUGACGACGACGACGACGACGAGGAGGAGAAGGAGAAGAAGGAGAAGGAAGAGGCAGAUGGAGAGGAGGAGAGUUCCGAAAUCCCACAGAACGGCGAACCAAAAGACGAAGACGACGACGCCGGCGAGCACGUCGACAAAAGUGAUGAGGAGCAAAAAGAGUCAGAGUCAGAGGAGACAUCGCCCGUCGUACAGUCUCUGCCGCAGCCGCGACAGUUGGCCGAACCAGAAUGGAUCUCCGUGAUCAAGAAACACCGUGUCCAAGCAGCGAGAUUGGAGGCGCUUGCGGCAGGCCAGGACCGGGUCGUGCAGAGGCGCGAGCCGAGCGACAUUGCAGUCCGAUAA